CACCAGACCAACAGUAAACGAGCUUAGAAAUCCGGAGAAGUUUCAAAUCGGGAACGAAAAUUUCUAUAUAAAUGCACCAGCUUUGGGAACUUUCUGUGCACUUUUGAAUCCUUCUCUGUUUUGUUACAGCAAAAACUAAAGCUCUGUUCACAGGGCUAGAUCUGUUUCUGCAGCGUUUCUGCAGUUUUAUAAGCUCUGUGUUAAUGGCUGAUCUGAAGUUCACUGUGAGAAGGCAGGAAGCAGUCCUUGUGGCUCCUUCUUUGCCUACUCCCAGAGAAAUUCUCUACCUCUCCAACAUUGAUGAUCAGGCAGGCCUCAGAUUUCACAUCCCUAUAGUUCAGUUUUAUAAGCAUAACUUUCUGAAAGAGUGUCAAGAUCCUGCUAAAGCUAUCAGAGAAGCCCUAGGAAAAGUUCUGGUGCAUUAUUACCCUUUUGCUGGAAGGCUGAGAGAGGCGCCUGCUGGGAAACUGGUGGUGGAAUGUACAGGCGAAGGAGUUCUGUUUGUGGAAGCAGAUGCAGAUGUUACUCUCGCUGAAUUUGGAGAUGUUCAGCCGCCGAUUCCCGGAUUUAAUGAACUGCUGCACGACAUUCUCAGCCCUCAAACUCUCAUUAACUCCCCCCUUCUUCUCAUCCAGGUAACACGUUUGAAAUGUAGAGGCUUUAUAUUUGCCUUGUUGUUGAACCAUUGCAUGGCAGACGCGAUGGGAUUGAUCCAGUUCAUGACAGCUUUGGGCGAAAUGGCCAUGGGAGCAAGCGGUCCGUCGAUUCCUCCAGUAUGGGAAAGGGAGACCCUAAAACCCCGCCCGAAACUCUCAAUCAACUUCCCUCUCAAUGAAUAUGAUCAAGUCCCGGGGCAGAUUGUAUCUGUAAAUGACAUGACCCAUGCUUCCUUAUACUUUGGCCCCAAGGAAAUCGCAUCCUUGAAAAGACAAGUCCCCAACAAAACCCCGACCUUCGAGUUAUUAUCAGGGUGCCUGUGGCGUUUCAGAACAAGAGCCCUCAACAUGGCGGCAGAGCAGGAGGUGCGAUUCAUAUUCCCAUUAGAUGCUCGCUCCAGAUUCGAACCGCCAAUUCCACAUGGCUACUAUGGAAACUUAAUUAGCUUAGCUUGUGCCAAGACCACUGCUGGAGUGUUGGCAAACAAACCCUUGUCCUAUGCAGUGGAGUUAAUUAAUAGGGCCAAAAAAGCCGUUAACAAUGAAUACAUGCGGUCAGUGAUAGACUUGAUGGAGGUUAAGGGUCGACCACAUUUUACUGUGGUGGGGAGUUUUCUAAUUUCUGAUGUGACCAAGCUUGGGUUUGGAGAUGUGGAUUUUGGGUGGGGUAAGGCAGUCUAUGGUGGGCCUGCCAAAGGUGGGGUAGGAGCUGUGCCGGGUGUCUCUAGCUUUUUCGUUCCUCGUCGAAAUAAUGAUGGAACGGAAGGAAUAUUGGUUCCUUUUUGUUUGCCCUAUGAAGCCAUGCAAAAGUUUCAGCUAGAAAUAGCAGAGGCCAUAGGACAAGAAGCUCCUCCUUUUAUACAAUCUUCCCUUUGAAAAUCUACAACUAGAAUGUUAUGGUUCAAUCUGUAUAGUAAGAAAAGUUUUAUUACUAUAUUAAAAUAUUGAUAUAGUGAAUUAUGUAAAAGUUUCGUAUCAAAUUCUAUGAUUCAUCAUGGAAUAAUAUGUAUUGCAUAUGAGUUAAUACAAAGGGGGACUUGAUGCCAA
Molecule: messenger RNA, 1703 nt
Organism: Cryptomeria japonica (Japanese cedar)
Lineage: Eukaryota; Viridiplantae; Streptophyta; Pinopsida; Cupressales; Cupressaceae
Product: benzyl alcohol O-benzoyltransferase
Exons: 2
Coding region: 204-1532 (442 amino acids)
Source: RefSeq, a predicted model, not a curated record